Messenger RNA from Spodoptera exigua (beet armyworm), 1059 nucleotides. The record is from the annotation of a GenBank genome assembly. NCBI's taxonomy places the organism in Eukaryota, Metazoa, Arthropoda, Insecta, Lepidoptera, Noctuidae.
CUUGCAUAUCAAGCAAGAGUUAACGUGUAAAGAAAUAAGAAAAUGGCUUCCGAGCAAAAGGGAGAUGUCUCCAUGAUCGAUCCAUCGCAGUUAUUGCGUCCAGAGCCGGUGUUCAAUGACAAGCCAAUAGAAGCGUUCCGUGACUACACCGUGGAUGACAACGAUCCAAUCAGGGAGCGCGUGCGCAGGACCUACUAUGACAUGCACACUAAUGUUACCGUCGAACUUGUUAAACAGAAGAGAGAGAAAUGGUUAAAAUUCAACACGUUCAAGAGUACCAUCAAGGAUGCUCUGAUCAAGUUGAAUGAGCUGGUGGAUGAAUCAGACCCCGACACCAGUCUUCCGAACAUAGUGCACGCCUUCCAGACUGCUGAGAGGAUCCGGAUAGACCAUCCUGAUGAUGACUGGUUCCAUCUUACUGGACUCAUCCAUGAUUUGGGAAAGGUGAUGGCUUUCUACGGUGAGCCUCAAUGGUGUGUGGUUGGAGACACAUUCCCCGUGGGCUGCAAGUGGGCCAAGUCUAUUGUGUACGGACCUGAGAGCUUCAAGGACAACCCUGACACUUACAACCCCAAAUACAACACUGAAUACGGAAUGUACGAGCCCCACUGCGGUCUGGACAACUUGCUGAUAUCCUGGAGCCACGACGAGUACAUGUACCAGUUCCUCAAACACAACAAGAGCAAGAUCCCUGAGAAGGGACUGUACAUGAUCAGGUACCACUCAUUGUACCCAUGGCAUGCGGGCGGGGACUACCGCCAUCUUACCAACGAGAAGGAUGAACAGAUCCUACAGUGGGUGCUGGAGUUCAACAAAUAUGACCUGUAUACCAAGAGCACUAAGGUCCCCGACAUCGAAGCCCUCUGGCCCUACUACGAGAAACUGAUCGACAAGUACAUUCCUGGAGUCUGCGAGUGGUAGACUAGAAGACUAUUAUCAGCAUUAGAGACAAAAUAACACUGAACAUAGACCCUGUAUAUCUCCAUCUUACUCUAACACGAAAUGUUGAUGACAUUAUUAUUCUAAUGUUCUAAAUUUUAUUUUAAAUUUCCGAUAACC